Messenger RNA from Entrophospora candida, 1008 nucleotides. The record is from the annotation of a GenBank genome assembly. NCBI's taxonomy places the organism in Eukaryota, Fungi, Glomeromycota, Glomeromycetes, Entrophosporales, Entrophosporaceae.
AUGCCUCUUUGCACUGAAAGAUUAUAUGUUACAUUGUCAUUUAUUCGACCCAAUGAAACUCCACAACAAUGGGCUAUUCGUGUGAGAGUGAAAAUGGGACUAGAUCUUGACGCUUGCAUUUCUCAACUUUUACAGAAACAGUUACUUGCUGAAUCGCUUAUUCGAGAAAUUUGUGAAAAGACCAAAGAAUUACUAAUGCGUGAAAGUAAUGUUGUCCAUAUAUCCGCUCCUGUGACAGUUGUUGGAGAUAUUCACGGGCAAUUCUACGAUUUGAUAGAAAUAUUUAGAAUUGGUGGUUAUUGUCCUCAUACAAAUUACCUAUUUCUUGGCGAUUACGUGGAUCGAGGGCUAUUCAGCGUAGAAACUAUUUCACUAUUGACUUGUCUAAAGUUACGGUACCCGGAAAGAGUUCAACUUGUUAGGGGGAAUCAUGAAUCAAGAGCUGUAACACAAACCUAUGGAUUUUACACCGAAUGCGUAAGAAAAUACGGAACUCCUAAUGUUUGGCAAUAUUUUACCGAUAUGUUUGAUUAUUUGACCUUGUCUGUUGUAAUUGAUGAUAGAAUAUUCUGUGUUCAUGGAGAAAUUCCUCAUGAAGGGCCUAUGGCAGAUUUGGUUUGGUCGGAUCCUGAUCCCGAAAAAGAUGAAUUCGCCAUUUCACCAAGAGGCGCUGGUUACACAUUUGGUGGACAAGUUGUUAAUAGAUUUCUUGAAAUUAAUAAAAUGGAACAUAUAUUACGCGCUCAUCAAUUAUGCAUGGAAGGAUAUCAAGUUUUAUAUAAUGAUUGUCUAUCGACAGUUUGGUCAGCCCCUAAUUAUUGUUAUCGAUGUGGUAAUAUGGCAUCAAUUUUAGAAGUUGGUGUUAAUGGAGAAAGAUUCUUCAAUGUAUUUGAUGCAGCGCCUGAAAAUGAAAGAGAUGGACCAUCCCAACAAAUGAAUUUGGAAAGAAAAAAAAAUCUCUCUGAAAAUUAUUUAAAAAAUAAUUUAUGUAAUUCUAGAAAACUAUAA